Molecule: messenger RNA, 2538 nt
Organism: Folsomia candida
Lineage: Eukaryota; Metazoa; Arthropoda; Collembola; Entomobryomorpha; Isotomidae
Product: ATP-dependent DNA helicase Q1
Exons: 4
Coding region: 225-2291 (688 amino acids)
Biological process (GO): double-strand break repair via homologous recombination
Cellular component (GO): cytoplasm; chromosome
Molecular function (GO): four-way junction helicase activity; nucleic acid binding; 3'-5' DNA helicase activity
Source: RefSeq, a predicted model, not a curated record
UAUUUUAUAAAUAUCUUCAAAAUUCACACAAAAAAGCAAAGCUCAAUAAAUAAGGUCAAAACCUCAAACUCUUCGAAUUUCCACUAUACAUACCACCUGUACUCCAAUUACCUAAUAGUUUUGGUUGUCUCAUAUUAUAUUAUCAGACUAUUGGAUUGACCUGCAAAUGAUCCCGAGCUUUUGGAUUUAUAGUGAUAAGUGGGAGUUCUUAGCAGUUUUUCAACAUGACGACGGUUUCCAGACUUCAGGACGAACUUCGAGCCUCGAAAGAAGAAUUGAGCAAAGUUGCAGAUCAAAUCAAACAGCUUGGAUGUAUAAAAAGGGCCCUUGAGAAGAAAGUAAAGGACAUUAAAUCAGAGUUAAAUUUAUUGAAUGAACGCGAAUCUUCUGUGACAAAAUACGAUCACGAUGAUUUUCCGUGGUAUAAGGAAAUGAUGUCCAAACUGCGGACCAUAUUCAAGAUAGAGGAUUUCAGGUCACAUCAGAAAUCAGCAAUUAAUGCAACGAUGCUUGGCGUGGAUUUGCUCUUGGUGAUGCCAACUGGAGGGGGAAAAUCCUUAUGUUUUCAAUUGCCUGCUGUAUUGUCGGCUGGCGUCACUGUAGUUGUUUCUCCAUUAAUUUCUUUAAUGGUAGAUCAAUUGCAAGGAUUGCAAUUAUUAGGAGUGCACACUGAAAUUUUCAACGGACAAUCAGACCGUCAGGAUACGAAACGAAUAUUUGCUGCAAUGUCCGACCCAAAGUCUGAGCUCAAAAUGUUAUAUGUUACACCGGAAAAAUUGGCCAAGAGCAAGCGUUUGAUGUCUCAAUUAGAAAAGAUGUAUAGGGCUGGGAGGUUCUCAAGGCUUGUUAUUGACGAAGUUCAUUGUUGUUCACAAUGGGGUCAUGAUUUCAGGCCAGACUACAAGUUUUUGGGAAUAAUGAAAACUCAAUAUCCGAGAACCCCUAUAAUCGGAUUAACCGCGACGGCUACCUCAAAUGUACUGGUUGACGUUCAGAAAAUUUUGAACCUUGAGGGUUGUCUUGUAUUGCGAGAUUCGUUUUAUAGGCCAAACUUGAGAUAUUCUGUAAUUGAUUCUUCGUCAAAGGAAAAAGUUGACGAUAUUGCAGAUAUCAUACAUUCAAAAUUUCCUAACCAAUCUGGGAUAAUUUACUGCCUCACGGUUAAGGAUUGCGAGGAUGUUUCAAGAAGAUUAAAUGAUCACAACAUUGUGUGCGCCACAUAUCAUGCUCAAUUGGACCCUCAAGACAGAAGUGAUGUUCAAAACCGUUGGUAUCAAAAUGAAAUAAAAAUUAUCGUCGCCACGAUCGCUUUCGGAAUGGGAAUAAAUAAACUGGAUCUUCGGUUUGUUAUCCACUACUCAAUGUCAAAAUCAGUUGAAAACUAUUACCAAGAGACUGGAAGAGCAGGAAGAGAUGGAUUAGAUGCAGAGUGCAUUUUAUUCUACAGCUUUUCCGACACAUUUCACAUUACUUCCAUGAUGAUGACAGAGAGAAAUGGGGCUCAAAAUGUGUACAGAAUGCUACAGUACACGUUGGACCAAGUGACCUGCAGGAAACAAAUCGUUGCAAAUCAUUUUGGAGACGCCUGCGAUGCAAUUGAGAGUGGCUGCAACAAAUGUGAUAACUGUGAUUUUAAGAUGAAUGACAAAAUUCGAUCUGAAGCGAUACAAGUUAAAGUCACGGAGCUGAUCAAGGACAUUCUCAAAUUGCUGAACCAUGCAUCAUCUCUGGAUAUUCGAAUGACGGCCCUAAAGUUAAUGGACGCUUGGUUUAAAAAGGGUGCUCCAAAGUUGAGGUCCGACGAUGUAUCGAUUCCAGAGUAUGGGCGGGAUAUCUGCGAAAAGGUUAUUGGACAUUUACUUGUGGAUGGGUAUUUAAAAGAAGAUUUCCAUUUUACUCCGUACUCCACGAUUAGUUACAUUGUUCCUGGCUCAAAGAGUUUCUUGGAUUUGAGAGACGAUUUAGUGUACAUGUUUUAUAAAACCUCUCUCGCUCCUUUAAAAACUAUCAAAAACAAUGCAAAACCACACACUCUUGCUCGUAAUCGUAUUAAUGGAAUGACAAAGUCUAAGAAAAGGAAAUCUAAAGAAGCAGCGACGGCAUAUUUGGACGAUUCUUCAGAUGAAGAACCUUUUCUCAAUAAGAAACCACAUCUGAAUUCUAAGAAAAGGUCUCCACCUCGCCACAUAAGUGAUUCUGAUGAUGAUUCGGAGUUUGAAGAUUUCAAAAAUGUUACAACAAGCAAAAAGUCGGAGAAAAGAGGGAAUAGUGAUGUUAUAACAAUUGACUGAUUUUUUAUCUAGUUUUAUUGUAUGAAGUUCAACAAGAGCAAGAAAUAGAAAUUAUGCAUAUACAAAGUAGUGUAUUACAUACAUAGGUACUAUCUUUCAUAUGUGUAAUUUUAUCCCAUGACAUGUAUUUUUUCAACAUUAACAAUUAUCCGUUGAUCUCCUCAGUAUUACAUUAUUACACAAGUCGUCUAAUCUCAUGACGUCACUUUUCGUCUUCAUUAGAAAUAAAAUUAAUUUUUACAAGAAA